Messenger RNA from Ostrea edulis (European flat oyster), 11549 nucleotides. RefSeq lists its product as uncharacterized. The record is from RefSeq and is a predicted model, not a curated record. Gene Ontology annotation, biological process: homophilic cell-cell adhesion. Gene Ontology annotation, molecular function: protein binding; calcium ion binding. Gene Ontology annotation, cellular component: plasma membrane; extracellular region. The coding region runs from base 387 to 9095 and encodes 2902 amino acids. Lineage: Eukaryota; Metazoa; Mollusca; Bivalvia; Ostreida; Ostreidae. The transcript has 65 exons.
GAUAAACCCGUGAACCCUCCACACAUACUUCACAGGAAAACUCCCAUUAUUUGUCAAUCUGUCUUUGUAACCAGUGCAAACAAAUACCACCUGAACUGUUUUGAUUACAAAUAUUUUUGUGGCAAUUACCUUUUGCUUUAACACUUUGGCCAUCGCAUUAAUACCAGCAUAUUGACAGCACUUGUUGUAUCCUAACCAUUUAAAAAUCUGUGACAGAAUGAAAGUGGGAUUUAAUUGGCACCCAAUAUUCGGACUGAACAUCGUUUUCUCCUAGAAAAAUUGUCUUAUGGCCUUCCAUUUAAUUUGUGCCUGGUCCAAAACUUCUUUGUGGAACAUUGUCUAUGCCAAGAUCGGUGUAAGUGCAGCAGACAGCUGUUGAGAAGGAGAUGGUUGCCUAUGGUUACCUGUCCCUCGUCCUGUUGAUGGGUGCGGUGGAAGCGACAUGGAUGGGGGCUAGUUAUUGGAAUGAAAGAUAUGGUACUCUGGGCAUCAAUUAUGCCACAACGAACUCAUUUGAGGGACUGUGGAGUGAUAUCGCUACAAUAAUAGACCAUUACUUCCUGUCGUCUGGGUCCGACAGUGGUCGGGAAUGCAGUGGGGGGUGUAACUGUGAUGAGACGAAGCGCAUUGUCACUGGAUGCAGUGGUUCAACAGUUGUCAUAAAGGGAUACACUUUUGAUAACCUCACUGUGGAUUCAUUCACGUCAUCUGUCACAAAAAUAACCAUCAUCAAUGCCAUGUCCUUUAAGUACUUCGAUAAUGCCACCUUUGAUCAUCUAACAAACCUGCAAGAAUUGACUAUUUACAAAACCAAGCUUGUGCAGUUCCCAGACAUUUCAAAGACCAGCAUGAAAAGAAUGAUGUUGUGUGAUAACAUGAUCAAGUUCUUUCCUCACAACCAUACCAACCCCACAUGGCCGUCCAUGCUCACCAUGAUAACACUCAUCAAAAACGAUAUUGAGUGGGUUCCGGACAACCUUUUUUCUGGCAGUAAUCUAGAAUACAUUGGACUGAGCAGAAAUAAUAUUCGGUACUUUCCAGGGAAAGCGCUGGAAAAUGCUAACAAAGUACAAUUUGUGAGUGUGGAUCAAAAUCAAAUUCAAACCGUCUCUAAAUCUCACCUGGCAUAUAUGGCAAACUCAGAUUUAAAACACCUGAAUCUCAGUAAUAAUUUGAUUAAUUACAUACAACCAGGAGCCUUUUCACAGUUAGGGAAACUGCUUAUUCUAGAAUUACACGACAAUGAGUUGGCUACCGUUUCUGAAGGCGUAUUUGGGAACAUUCCUAAUUUAUUGCAUCUGGAUUUGGUGAGAAAUAACCUACAGAUUUUAAGAAGUAAAUCCUUCACCAACAUGCCUACUCUUAGAACUCUGAGACUUCAUUCCCAGAAAAUAAAGAUGACCAACAUCUACUUUGAUGCCUUUGAGAACAUCAAUGAAAACCUGACAAAUCUGUGGGUCAGUGACAAUGCAUUGACCAGUUUUCCUCACCAAGUUUUGUCCGAACAGUCUUAUCUUUCUCUGAAAGAAAUGUACGCGGACACGAAUCAAAUCACCAACCCUGUGGAGUACACGCUAGACGCAUUUAGUCUCAGCAUGACGUCAACGUUUGCUGCCAAAUCAGGUGUUUUUACCGUGUGGACCAAAUCACCGAAUAUUGAGAAACUAACGCUUUCUGCCAACAAGAUUGCUGAGGUGAAGUCGGAUUAUUUCUGCGUGUUGACGAAUCUACAAUAUCUGUAUCUGGAUCAGAAUCUUUUAACAGACGAGAAGUUUCCGAACGAUGCCUUGGACUGUCUUGCUAAGCUGUUUUACUUGGAGCUGUCCUCAAACAGCUUUAAGUACGUUCCACAGACCGUGAGGAGUUCUGUUAACAUGACAAGUCUGAGACAGCUGUACCUCGGCUCCAAUGACAUCACCUUCCUAGAGGCAGACACCUUUACAAGUGCAAACCUCACAGUUCUAGGACUUCAAUACAAUGGAAUUCUUGCAGUGGAAGACAAUACCUUUUGCAAAACUCUCACGUACAUAUAUCUACAUGGAAAUGAUUUCCGAUUUACUCAUAAGAACCCCUUCACAAACAUGUCUGCAUUGGUCCACCUCCGAUUAGAUGCUAAUGAAAUUGAUGACAUUCCAGACGAUGCACUUGACGGAUGUACAUCCUUAUCAUAUUUAAAUCUCAACAACAACAAACUGGGAUGGCUGAAGGUGACCAUGUUUGAAGACACUGUACUGAAUAGUUUCUUUGCAACAAGCAAUGAAAUUGCCUAUGUUGAGGAUGGCACAUUCAAGAACUUUACAUCCAUGACUUAUCUAUAUUUGGGAUCCAAUGAGCUUACAAAACUUCCGACUGGAGGAGAUUUUUCGGAUAAGACGAUUACACAUCUUCAGCUUCAGAACAACCGGAUUACAGAAAUCAACACUGGUGUCUUCAAUAACCUAGACGUCCAUUAUCUGUCUCUACAAAACAAUGAAAUCUCUGUAAUUGGAUCAGAGGGCUUUAAAGGAGUUGCCGUGUCAAAUUCUCUGUCGAUGACAGGAAACGUGUUGAAGAAGCUGGAGUCCCGCGCCUUUGUGGAUGUGAACAUUGACCAACUAAGCCUUAGUGGAAUGCAGCUGACCUAUCUUCUGAGAGAUUCUUUUGUCAAUGUUAAGGCAAGAGACAUCUUUCUGCAGAACAAUAAGAUAGACUAUAUUCAGGAAGGAGCCUUUGACACAAUCUCCAUCUCCGAGGAUUUACAUCUGUAUGGUAAUGGAUUGACGUCCCUACAAGGAAACAUCUUUGCCAACAGUUCUGUCAUAUCACAAUCCUUGCGUCUGAACAACAACAAUCUCUCGUCUAUACCUAUCAAUGCAUUUGAUAAUCUAUCGGUUAAAAAAGUAUAUCUCCAAGACAACAUGAUAACUGACUACCCCACAGACACACUAUCUAACAAAGCCACUUUGACCACAGUAGACCUGACCAACAACAAGAUCUCCACAGUCACUUCCUCCACCUUCCUUAAUCAGGUGUCACUGACUGACCUUGAUCUUGACAACAACCUAUUGACCUCAAUAUCAAAGGAUGUGUUUACUCCGCUAAUCAAUCUUCAAAAUCUAGACCUGAGUGGAAAUUCCAUUGGUUAUGUUGAGCCGCUAUCCUUUAGUUCUCUGAUCGCCUUGCAGACAUUGGACAUCUCGUCCAAUCAGCUUAUCUUCUUCCCCAAACUGCCGAACAUGACCAGUCUGAGAUCUGUGGACAUUUCUCACAAUCUUCUGCAGUCUAUAGAAUACCAGGCUUUUGAUGACUUUGAAAACAGUAAAGUCUUCAACACUCUGAAGCUGGAUGAAAACCUUGCACUUGGAUGUGAUUGUUACCUCUAUGAGACCCUGCUUGUUGUCCAGACAACCAUCAGCGGGGGUCAGUGUGGGUCCCCAUCUUCUGUCCUGGGAGUUUUGUUUGGGCACACCAAUAAGACAUUGCCCAUGUAUUUUGAAAACCAACAGCUCUCCAAAUUUCUGUGUUCCCCUAUCAACUUGAUAGCUUCCUCACCCUCGGCGACCCAGUUAACGGUGUCCUGGACACGCCCCAAUGACACGGUGUCCUCCAAUAAAUACAUCGCGGAUGCUGUGGCCAGCAGCUGGCAGUACAGAUUGACUUGUACAAGUAAUCCUGGAGGUGUGGUAUCUCAGGCCACUGUGGUUGCUACCACACAUACCUUCACAGCAGCUGAUGGAAUCGCCACAGGAACCACCUAUGUAUGUACUGUGGCACUGUUGGUGAGCAAUGGUACAAGUGCCGAGAGUCAACCGGUGGUGAUUACCACUCAAGCUACUGCAGCUACCAGCACCAAUGUGACAGUGGGAGCGACAGAUUGGAUCCUCCCUAUUGCGUACUAUGAUUUUAGUGUGACAAACUCAGAUUUCAAUGGAUUCUCCAAUGCUAUCAUUUCUAAGCCUACCUAUGUCCCAAGUCCCUACGGCUCAUGGCUACUGCGGUCUGCCACCCCAAACUCCGAUACAUUCUCUGGCUGGUUUGUGGAUCAGACUGGGAUUAAUCAUGUCUAUAAAGACAACAUCACACUGAAGCUUAUCUCGGCGUCUUCUCCAGUCACACACAGAUUUACAGCACAGAACAGCUAUUUCCCUGUGGACGACAUGGGCUUCGGGAAUCAGGAUAAAGACUGCUAUGGCGUGGAACACAAUUUUGGUUUCACUUCCGCCAUUAGAUCAGGAUUUGUCUUCCAAGGCACGGAGUCGGUAACUAUUGGAGGAGGGGACGACCUCUGGCUGUAUCUGAAUGGGAAGUUUGUGAUGGAGAUCAGCUCCAGAAACAUGGGAACUAGUGUUCCCUGUAAAAAGAUCAGCCUCACUACCGCUAGUACCCCAGGAGGAAGUUACAUCAUCCCACAGUAUGGUCUAGUGUCUCCCACUACCAGUUUGUGUGUGAUUACCAGCACUCUGCCAGCAGAACAGGUGCUUGUGGAACUGGAGGUUGGAGAGCGGUACCACUUCUCCAUCUUUCACGUGGAGCGCCUCUCCUGCGAUUCCAGUUUGUAUGUCCAGACGGAGAACUUCCAGUUUAUUGUGGAUCCGGCUGAGGAACCACCCAGGGACUACAUUGUCACUGUGACUGAGGACCUCCAUCAGAAUGGCAUUGUGGCAGAAGUGGUCUUGUCUGACAUCUUUUCCGUGGGACCUCCAUUUACUGUCACCAUUCUAAGGGGAAAUGAGGCUAGGCAUUUCACACUGAAGGACAAGACAACAGCCAAUGAGAAUGCAGCAGUGGCUCCAACUACUGUCGCUCCAACAUACACCACUAUCAAUGGCCAUACUUUUGUUGCAUGUGCCACGCCCUCUACAACAACGCCCGAGAGCCAUGAUGGUACAACAGAGGCAUUUACACUGACCACUGGAGUAGCACUGUUCACUCUGGACUCGGGCCUCGACUACGAGGUCAACACUGUUUACAGCGUUGUUAUGGAAGUGGUUGAUACUGGUAAAACCCCACCAUCAACUGGUACAAUAACUGUCAAGGUGAAGAUAUCGGAUAUCAAUGAUAACUGUCCGGAGUUGACUCAGACUUUAUACCAGCUUCAGGCUAUACCAGCUCUCCAGCUGACUGCUCUGGCCGAUCUGAAUGCCACGGAUAUAGACAGCGGAAACAACUCAGCUCUCUCCUUCUAUAUCUCCACCGUUACAGAGGACCCGCCUAUCUCCAUUUUCAAUGACACCAUGGACCUGUAUAAAGAAGUUUAUGAAGCCAACACGCUGCUGAAGUUUACGGUGAUUGUGGUAGACGGUGGCAGCCCUGUACGGGGAGCUACCGCCGUGGUGGAGAUUGAUAUCGACAACUCCUGCCUGAUUGAUGUAGAAUAUAAGGCCAUUCCUUACACUAUCACAGUUAACAUCACCACCGGAGAAAUCCAGCACCGACUCCCGGGAUACUACUACUUUGAAUACAAUUGUAAUGAUGCCCUGGGAAUGGAGAGUGGAGUGAUUCUGGAUAGAUACAUAUCGGUAACGUCAUCUUCCUCCACUAGUGACGCUAAUAGAGCCCGACUCAACAUGACACAGCUCCCAGCUAACCUUGGCAGUUUGACAGGAGGGUGGGUUCCCGCCGUGAUGGACACUAAUCAGUAUAUAGAGGUCAAUUUGACAGAGCCUACCUAUGUCCAUGUGGUUCAGAUUCAGGGUCAGGACUCGGUGGAUAACUGGGUGACCAGCUUCUCCGUCCAGUACAGUGCUGAUGGCGCCACCUGGAACACGUACACAAACUCUACAGGAGCUUCAGUAUUCCAAGGGGCUGCUGACCGAGACACUGUAGUCAGUGUGUCGAUGGUGCCGGCUGUGUAUGGGACCUAUAUCAGAAUCAAUCCUCGCACCUGGAAUAACGCCAUUGGUCUCCGGCUGGAAUUUAAAGGAUGUUCUUACGCCAAGUAUCAGUACUAUCGUACAACCUGUCAGAGGUGUUUGACCUCCUGGUACUGUGAGGGGGACUCAACCAUCAAGCCCUGCGGUCGCUGCGACCCCCCAGUCACAGGCUCUACUUGUGGUCGCUCACUGACAGAACACAGUUUUGGAGCAGCAUCAACCUGUACCACAUGUCCUGAGGGCUGGAUUUGCAGUGAUGGCUACGCCACACCCUGUCCUGACUUUCACUAUGUGACCUGUAACGACACCUAUUGCCCCACCUCCUGUACCCAGUGUGAGGCGGGCUUCGCCUGUAGGGGAGGCAAACGAUAUCAAUGUGAGAAAGGAACUUACUCCGACGGAAAUGUCAAGUUCUGUACAAUGUGUUCCCCCGGUAAAUACCAGGACGAGGUCGGACAGAGCACCUGUAAGAACUGCCCAGCAGGCUACUACAGCUCUUCUAGUAAGGACCGCUGUAACCCGUGCGAGGCGGGGACGUACGCCGCCGCCGAUGGAAGUGGCUGUCAGUCCUGUGGCUCCACUACUCAGUGUCCUUGUUUGGGAAGCACCACCUUGUGUUAUACUGCUGAUCUCUGUUAUAACAUGGACGGUAGUUAUGGAUGUCUUUCCUGUCCCACUGGAUACACAGGCAGUGGGGUGACCUGCUCUGAUAUUGAUGAGUGUACAUCCAUCACUCCACUGCCCUGCUUUCAGCAGCGCUGCAGAAAUACUGAGCCUGGAUUUCAGUGCCUUGCCUGUCCUUUGGGGUAUUUAGGCACAUACGAAGACGGACUGUCACUGAACAUAAGCAGGAGGACCUUCCAGCUGUACAACACAGUGCUGGACUCUACACAAUCCCAGACCUGCUCGGACGUCAACGAAUGUCUGGCCAACAAUGGAGGAUGUGAUCCGAAUGCUUACUGUACAAAUACUCCGGGGAGCUAUACUUGUGGGUUCUGUAAGGAGGGAUACGUAGGUAACAAUGUGGUUGGCUGUGAGCUGGCUGACUACUGCCUGUCUGGUAAACACACAUGUGAUGGCAAUGCCACUUGUUACUAUACCGGACCCCAGGAGUACAAGUGUGUGUGUAACAAUGGAUGGGCGGGGAACGGUUAUCUGUGUGGAGACGACCCAGAUCAGGACGGCGUCCCCACUCUGGGACUACCCUGCUCCGAGGACAGCUGUAAUUCAGACAACUGUCCCUCGGAUCCCAACAGCGGUCAGGAGGAUGCUGAUACGGACGGCAUGGGCAAUGCAUGCGAUGAUGACGACGAUAAUGAUGUCAUCGCUGACUCGCAGGACAACUGUCCAUAUGUGGCUAACUACGACCAGGCAGAUGCGGAUUCGGAUGGCGUGGGUGACAAGUGUGACAACUGUCCAAACGCGGCUAAUGCUGACCAGUCGGACGUUAAUGGGGAUGGCGUGGGGGACGUGUGUCACACGGACAAUGACAAGGACGGAGAUGGAGUCCUGGAUGCAGCAGAUUCUUGUCCACUUGUGGCCACCACCGCCCAGACUGAUACAGACGGGGACCUUAUUGGAGACGAGUGUGACAACUGUCCAUUGGUCAGCAAUGCUGCACAAACAGAUUCAAACUUCAACGGUGUGGGGGACAGUUGUGACGGUCAGGACAAAGAUGGAGAUGGGUUGCCUGACUUUAAGGAUAAUUGUCCCGAAGUUCCGAAUUCCCAGCAGACCGACACGGACGGGGAUGGGACUGGUGAUUUCUGUGACACGGAUGUUGACAACGAUGGCAUUCUUAAUACCGCUGACAACUGUAUAUAUGUCUCAAACGCUGACCAGGCUGAUGCUAAUGGAAACAGAGUGGGCGAUGUUUGUGAAGGUGACCUUGACCAGGACAGUGUCGUGAACAACCUUGAUGUCUGUCCUAAGAACAAGGACAUCAGCUCUAUGAAUUUCACUGACUAUACAUCUAUUGACCUUAACCCAUCCUUGACCUCAGAGAAAGCACCUGUUUGGCACAUCAUGGACAAGGGGAGAGAAGUCAGGCAGACAGAGACAACACUCAAACCUGCUGCUUACAUAGGUAAUCAUUACUUUGACCACAUGGAGUUUUCGGGUACUACCUAUGCCCAGAGUGACGAGUGCUACGGUUAUAUUGGGUUUAUAUUUGGCUAUCACUCCACACAGGAGUACUAUAUAGCACUGUGGAGGCACACUCAUCUUAACUACAACAUCUAUGGAGGAAUCAAAGGGGUGCAACUGAGGGCAGUAAAGACUACAAACAAUGUGGGACAGAAUUACGCGAACGCCCUGUAUCAGAGCUACGAUGUGACGUCGUACUCUCGACUUCUGUGGCAGGACUCGACACUAACGGGCUGGAAGUGUAGAACGAGUUACAGAUGGACAAUACAGCACACACCGUCACGGGGGAUUCUGAGACUGUUCGUGAAGGAAGGUGACACAAUGAUCGCAGACUCUGGCAACAUUUACGACGUGUCGAUCCCCGGGGGUAGGGUAGGAGUGUUUGCUUACAACCAGACGGGAGUGAUCUGGUCCGACAUGAGAUUCGAGUGCAAGGACAGAACCAACAUGGCUUUAUCACUGGAUGGAUCGACGUAUGGCAUCAUAGGAAACAUGACAGGUCUGAGGAUAGAGAAAAGUUUUACAAUGGAAGCUUGGGUUAACCUUCCAAGUGGCUACCCGUCCACAAAACUGCCAAUAAUCUGUAGCAAUAGCAGUGACUUGUGUCUCUAUGUGGAGGGAGGUGUUUUCAAGAGCACAUUACAGACAGUGAACGUCACAGGAACCACCCCUGUGACAGCAGACAGAUAUAAUCACAUCUUGCUGAGAUACAAUGCUCAAGCGGCUACAUUGUCGCUUUUUGUCAAUGGAACCAAAGAUGUGGAGUCAACAGGCCUGACUGAAAUCACUUGGACCUCUAACUUGGUGCUGUACAUGGGAUUUGAUGGAAGCAAUUACUUGUCAGGGAAACUGGAUGAUAUAAGGAUAUACAAUGUCCAAAUACCAGACUCGGACAUCAACCAGUAUUGGCAGGAAGUCGGGAUGGAGAGGAACUAUCAGAAGUAUACGCUCUCCGCCCACUACACAAUGGACGACAAUCCCAGUUCUACCAUCUUGAUGGAUCAAAGUCCACACAAUAUGGAUGUGUCAUUUUCAGGAACACCAUCGUUUGUUGAUAGCACAUCAGACUUUGACAGAUACUAUCUGACCAAUGGAUAGACAUCUCUGCAGAUGGAAGAAAAAAAACACAUAUAAAAAUAAACUACAUGUGAUGUAGUUUUCUUAUUAAACCAUCCUUGUACAAAGUGAUGCUCCGUUCCUUCCAGAAUCAACAAUCAAAGCUGUAAAACCAAGAAUGAUAUGGAUAACUACUGAGAUUAUUCAUAUUCCGUCCAUUUUUAAAAUUGUAGUUAGCACUUGUUAAACUUGUUGAUGAACACUUUUUGAUAACUUUGUUACAUACAUGUACAAUGUAGAUGAAACUUACAACAAUUAUUUAUUUCUUAGAGACCCUAUGAUCCAAUUAACAAAGGUUAGUUAAUGUUAACUGUCAGUUCAUUUGUCAUUAACACCUAUGUUAUAUAGCGUCAACUUGACAUUAUUUGUCAGUUAGCCUAAACUAGUGGACCUUGUAGUCCAAUGAAUAUCAUGGUUUAGAUGUCAAUAUACAGAAUUAAUUGAAUUGUUUAUUACAGGAAAAUAUUGUUUUCCCGUUUGUAACCUACUAUAUAAAAGUCAGGGAUUUUAAAUAGGAACAUUUAACGAAUGAAGCAAAAAAUACAGUGUGUGAUGGUGAUUAUUUCUGGCCCCCCCCCCCCCCCCCCCCCCCCACCCCUCUUAACUUGCAGUUUCAGAUAGAAUUUAUAAUUGCUAUGUAAAACAAAGGAAUACUACCUUGUUUCAAAACCAUGAUGUCACUAUUUAGUCAUGGUGUAAAUUCAUAUUUUUACAAUGCAAUUUCAUAGUUUUGCAAUUUUCAACAAUAAUAUAUUUUACAGUAAAACAUGCUUAUUAUGAACAUGCUUAUAACAAAUUCACACUUAUUGUGAAGUCAUUAAUAUUUAGUACCCUAUGAAGGGAAAAUAACGAAAACUUUGUUGGAUAUCAUGAAGAACAGUUUUUCGCUGGCUCUAGAGGUUCACUAUAACUGUGUUUUACUGUAUAAUGAAGUUUGUUUUCCGCUGGCUCUGGAGGUUCACUAUAACUGUUUUACUGUAUAAUGAAGUUUGUUUUUCGCUGGCUCUGGAGGUUCACUAUAAUGGUGUUUUACUGUAUGUUUGUUUUUUAAGUUGGGAGUGCUGGCUUGAUCAGGCACCAUUUAUUGAUAUUGAUGUGAAAAUGGUGUCUGAUUACAACUAUAAUCUAUAAUUCUGAAGACAAAUGUGGAUGAUGAUUGGCUGUAAUUUAUACAAGUUUUAAAAAUUGGUUAAUUUUCAGAUGCCAUAGAAAUAAUGAUACACAAAGAAUUUUGUAGUGGGCUUUCAAAUCAUAUCUAAUGAUGAAUAGGGCUCUAUUUUACUUUUAGUCCUAUAUGUUUUUCGAUGGAGGUUAUGCUAAACUUUAAGCUCACACUUGAAGAAGAAAUGACACAAUACAAUAAAGGGUCAGGGAUUUUUAUCAUGGUUGGUCAAAAAGGAGAAACAAAUAAAAUUUAGUUUUAGUCCUUGUAGAAAAUUUUAGUUUAGGCCUUGGGACAAAAUUCUAGUUUAGGCCUUGGGACAAAAUUUUAGUUUAGGCCUUUGGUUUAGGGGGUUUUCUACUGAGUAUGAUGGUCAGGAAUUUUAAAUUUAUUUUUAUUUUCUACAAACAUGAUAUUUGAGGGGGAAAUUCAAGUGCAUCUAAAUGAGCCAGAUGGCAUUUUGAUUUGACCUUAUUCACAAAUUUAAUGUACCAAAAAUAAGAUCAAACAGUCUGAUUUAACAAACCUUUAGUAAUGUCAUAUAUGUAGAUUAAAUAUCUAUGAAAAUUUACAAAUUGGCAUAAAAUGUUUUUGAAGCUUAAUGUAAUUAUCAUUAUUAAACAUGUAUCAUUUGGAAGUUUGUAAUUUGUCUCGGAUUUAAAAAGAUAUCGCAAAUAAAAACCACCAUGAAAGAUAAAAAUUGUAUUCAUUUCCAGCAUUUAUAUUUUAAACAUCAUUUUCACCACAGAGCAUAAUUGCUACCAAUUAUUACAUGCAAUAUACCGUACAUAUUCAUCAAGUUUAUGUUAAUUUGAAGUCCUGCAGUAAGGGACGCAGAGUGGAGAUGAAAUGCUUCCACGAUUACAGCAACAUUUACAUGUACAAGACCUGUGCAACAAAUGUGCCUGAACAUGCUUCAUGUUUAAUAUGUUUUUAUUUUAAUUGUUUGAUAAUUUGUAAAUUAAAAAUGCUUGUUACAUUUACUGUUAUCAUCUUUAUUUAUUUAUUUUAUUUGAACGCAAUUGUUUUUACACAUACAUGUACUGUUUUGCUAUUUAUAUAUACAUGUAACCACACAUUUUGCGUAAUAUUAGUAAAUCUCACCAAUGGUCACUGCAGGUCAUGACCUUUCUGUGGCUCGUGUCUGUGAUAUAUAUAUUGGAAUAUUGUAUAUCAAUUGAAUUAUUUGUGACAUUUUUUUUUUUUAGGGUUGAUCCCUUUUCUCUUUUUGAUAACUCUUUAGAGAAAAUUUUAAUAAACUUGAUAAUAAAGUU